GCCAGUUAGUUGUCUGCCAUGAAAUAUGGCCAGCGAUUUAAAUUAAUAAAGCCCCGAAAAUGUUGUUUAUGGAAAGCUAUUUGUGCUAUUGCUCUGUGCGUCUUGGCGUUAUGAGUGUCGGUGUUCUGAGCAUUAUCUUUUCGAUAACGCUCAGCACCGUCUUCUUUGUGCGCGGCGCACAUCUGUUCGAUCAACUUAUCGACCUGCUCGAAAAUGACUCACAGUAUAAAUCGAGCAAUACUGUACGAAAACUCAUUCUCCACAAAUGGCUGUUGCUGCCGUUGGCCUUCAUGGAGCUCGUCUAUUUCCUGGGCAUCACAAUCAGUCACAUUGUCCUGAUGAUUGUGCUGAAGAAGCAGAUCAACCUGGGCCUCCUCAUCGUGCUCACCCUGGUGGGCAGUUUCUACUGUCUGUUUGCUGGCUAUAAUUGCGUGACGUGCAUCGCCCUGUUCCAAAUCAUAAAUCUGGUGCGAAGCAACAAAUAUCGUCAGCUCUACGGCGAGGAUCCGUUUAAUCCGCUGGUCACGAAGCGGCCACGCGGCGAGGUGCAGCAGCUGCGCGUGCUGGGCACACCCGAGGACACCGACAUCGAUGAGCAGAAGCGAUUGGCCAAGCUGGGCCUCUGGCCGCGUCGCCAUCCGCAGGUCAUUUCCGUCAUUCCGAUGCAGACGCCAGCCGUCAAUCUGAAAUGGUGGCAGCAGCAGGCCCUCGACAGGGAUGACAAGCUCCACGACUCGGCUGUCUAUCGUAACUGGCAGCGCGAUGAGCUGUUGCGGGGCGUGGGCGGCGAGGUGGAGCGCAAAAAUGAAUUGAAUCGACGCUACGCAGAGGUGCAACAUUUCCAAUGGCGCUAGGAGAGCCUUAGGUGAUGGGGUCCAUUGCAACUUAUCUAAAAUUGGAUUGGUGAUGCGACUAUGUUAUUCUUGUUU
Messenger RNA from Drosophila navojoa, 929 nucleotides. RefSeq lists its product as uncharacterized. Lineage: Eukaryota; Metazoa; Arthropoda; Insecta; Diptera; Drosophilidae. The record is from RefSeq and is a predicted model, not a curated record.